GUUGGAGUUUAUUUAGCUGGAUCUAUCGUGUGUGUGUGUUUGCUGUGGGUUUGCACACUGACCACUACACCGGCAGGCUUUAAAUAACGUCUGUGAGAAAGGAGCUUCAGUGCAGUCUCAGCUCAUACAGGAAUAGAUGCCGUUUCUUGCCAGUGCUUUAAUAUUCGCCCUUCACACGAAACCAUUAAAUGGCUUUCAGGGCGACUUUAUUUAUUUAUUUUAAUGGGGUGUGUCAAAAGGUGCAGCGUAUUUCGUGCACGUCUGGCGUGCAGCAUCAGCAAAUUCCAGCGAGCGUGGUGACCCAAAUGUCUUUCUGUAAGUCCUUCGUGUCAGAUCCAUGUGACGGUCUCCUGCACACCCACAACAGUUUCAUAAUGGCUGCUCUAUGCACGUGCUCAUUUCAUGUGUUUAUAUUUGUAUUUAUGUACGUGUGAUGCACACACACCUGAGUGCGGAGUUGUGGCCCUUCGACCUCAUUGUGGUAGAACGUUCUCAGUGCUACCGGAUGUGGUGUGUGUUUAAUGUUCAUUUUUAUUUAUUUUUUUAAUACAUCAGACCAGUUACACGACAUGGGUGAGGUAGAACGUGCAAGAGAAGUCUUCUCGUUUAGACACGUCAUCGUGUUAGGAAUAAAUCCAUCGGUUGGAUAGACGCUAGAUUGCAACAUGGACGAGUUCUGUGUUCGUGCCGUGCCGUGAGAUGACCGAAGUGAUGAUCAGCAGCACUCCAAUGGAGGACAUACGGCUCAGCCCAAGCAAAGACCGCCUCACUUUUCAGAUCUUUCCGGAUCCGUCGGACUUUGAGCGCUGCUGCAAGCUGAAAGACCGCCUUCCGUCCAUCGUGGUGGAGGCGACCGAGGGCGAGGUGGAGAGCGGAGAGCUGCGCUGGCCUCCCGAGGAGUUCCUGAUCAGCCAGGGCGAUGAAGAGGAAGAUGAGGAGGAGGAGGAGGAGAUUGACGGGAACGUACAACAAGGACAGCAAACGCAAAGAAAGGACUGAUACAUACGCGCACACACACACACACACACACACACACACACACACACACACACACACACGCACGCACGCAUGCACACACAAGCAUCAUGUAAAAGUCCUUCAGUGAGCAGGGGAUGUGAAGAGGAGGAAAGUGACGAGAUGCCGAUCCUGAUUUCGAAGCUGAUCUCGCACCUGGUGCUAAAUUAAAGCUUUACGAAUAUGGCCCAGUGAUUAUCAACACCCUCACAUCGUGCACUCUCACGUUCACUUGGUAAAAUAAAAUAAUCUCACGCCGAGUUCCUUUUAAGCCACAAAACAAGCCAGCGUCGUCACCCGUCAUCACGCGUUCUCGUCUCUCACGCGCUCUCGCACUCCUCCUUGUUCUCGCACGCACACUUUCUCUCGCACAUAAAUAUCCGUAUAUAUAAUUAUGCAUAUGUUCAUCAGUGACUGAGGAGGACUUUAGUUCCUGGACUUGAUUUUCCGACAAGGGCGAGAUCCCUCAUGAAGAACAUACAGACUUUUAGAUGAUCGUACAGAGCCAGUGUUUUUAAUUUUAUUUUUAUUUUAUUUUUUUUGGAUAAUAAUCAUAAAUGUCUUGAUUUAGGAGGUUAAUAAUGUUGGGGGACUGUACAGGGUUAAAGAGCACUGGCGUUCAGACUGUUCGGUUUUCACUGCUUGAAGAAUGAUUUUCCGAAAUGCAGCGAUUUAAUACUUUCAUGUUCGAGCAGCGGAAUGGAGCCAUGUGGCUUAUUUAGCACUGAAGCUAUAAACUGUGUAGGAUGUUAUUGUUAAUUCUGGUUUUGCCUAGUCACUGUUAUUUGUUUUUGUUUGUCCCCAACCCCCCCCCCAUUUAAUACUGUAUGUAAAUACGUUUUGUACGCAGAAGUAGUCAUUUUCACUGUGAAUAUCUGCAUGUAGUCGUAUGUCUGUACAUAGGUAACGAUUGGCGCUCGGUGGGAGUUAACAAAAAUCCAAAUCACAUAGAAUGAUUUAAUGCUAAUCACAUUCUUCUUUUAAUUCUGUUUAGACGUCGUUCAUUUAGAGUAAAAAUUCCGAUUUGGAUCCAAAGUGUGAUUUUUGAAAUAAUCCUCUUCCCUCAGUGGAAGGUUACAGAAGGUCACCUUGGCACUGAGAGCACCUUUUGUAUAUUGACACAAUGUCUAGCCUUUAUUUUCGUUUUUUGGUCUGUUUGUUGUCUACUUCCUGGCUAUGUAUAAAGGCUUUGGUCUCAGUCUAGGUGUGUAUGCGGGUGUUAUGAGGGUCAAGAAGUGAGUUAAUUAAGUGUGAGGGUCUUCUGUGUGAAUUGCCUGUAGAUUUGCUUUGUAUUUUGUGUACAGCUCAGGGAGAAUAGCUGCCAUUUUCUCUUGGUUUUGACCCCCACCCCCCACCCCCCCCCCCCACCCCCCACCCCUUUUACCACUUGUUGUAAAUAAACAUUUGGAACAUA
Messenger RNA from Ictalurus punctatus (channel catfish), 2428 nucleotides. It is a transcript of the gene lbh, whose product is annotated as LBH regulator of WNT signaling pathway. Gene Ontology annotation, cellular component: nucleus. Gene Ontology annotation, biological process: positive regulation of DNA-templated transcription. Bases 700 to 999 code for a protein of 99 amino acids. NCBI's taxonomy places the organism in Eukaryota, Metazoa, Chordata, Actinopteri, Siluriformes, Ictaluridae. The transcript is spliced from 3 exons. The record is from RefSeq and is a predicted model, not a curated record.